GUGCGAUCCCCGGAUAUUUAAUCACCGGCGAGAGUGAUUGACGAUCUUAUGGCAGCCGCUGCGAGUGUGUUCUUGCGAUUUCCCGGUGGCGUGUGGGAUCAUCCCAGAUCAACAUCUAGAUCUUCGCCAAGAUCGUCGUUCCUAUGGCCGCUCAAGGGAGCAACAAGAGCUUUCCGGAAUUUGAUCGCAAAGACAUCCAGGGUUUCGAGUGGCAGCCGCGUGAAUUGCAUGCAGAUUGUUUGCCCGCUCUCCAAUUCCCGGUUCGAAACGCUCUCGUAUUUGCCCCCUUUGUCACCCGACAACGUUGCCAGAGAGAUCGACUACAUGCUGAGCAAGAACUGGAUUCCCUGCCUCGAAUUCGAUCACGUUGGGGCGAUUAGCCGUGAGAACUCGCGAGAACCUGGUUACUACGACGGUCGCUACUGGACUCUUUGGAAGCUCCCAAUGUUUGGCUGCAGUGAUCCAGCUCAAGUUUUAAGGGAAAUCGAGGAGUGCAAAUCCAUGUAUCCCAAUGCCUACAUUAGGGUUCUUGGAUUUGACAACAUCAAGCAAGUCCAGUGCAUCAGCUUCAUCGUCCAAAAGCCAUCGAAGAAGCAGUCCGAGUAAAAAACGAUAUAUAAUAAAAUGGAGGCGCGGGGUAUCGAACCCCGUACCUUUCGCGUGCAAGGCGAAUGCUCUACCAAUUGAGCUCCGCCCCCGGCCAAUGGUAGAAGCAUAUGCCUGGUAGCCGCCGAACUAUGGCCAAUCAAAACUUCUUUUUUAAUUUGAUGGUAAACUCCGCCAACCUUUUAGCCAAUCAAAA
Molecule: messenger RNA, 802 nt
Organism: Selaginella moellendorffii
Lineage: Eukaryota; Viridiplantae; Streptophyta; Lycopodiopsida; Selaginellales; Selaginellaceae
Product: ribulose bisphosphate carboxylase small chain clone 512
Exons: 3
Coding region: 49-606 (185 amino acids)
Source: RefSeq, a predicted model, not a curated record